AUGAAGUGGUUAAUAAUUAUAUACGCAAUAGUAAUAUUGGCCAUUGGUGCGAGUGCAAAAUCACCUAGUGGUGGGUACGCUCCCGGAAAGGCUAAAUGCCCGAGUAAGAAAAGUUUAUUAAGAGAAGCCAAAUCAAUAUCCAGUGAAGAAAAGAAAUGGCUCAAGGAAAGACAAAAGAAAACUAACCAAGCAUUGAUAACCUAUUUAGAUAAUGCUAAUUUAACUGACUUUGAUGCUGAAGGAUUUCUCGGGCAGAAUACGUCGCUGAGUGUAAAUAUUGGAUUGGCAUUUUCCGGCGGAGGGUAUAGGGCGAUGUUAGUUGGGGCUGGCCAGUUGGCCGCGUUGGAUAAUAGGACGGAAAAUGCUGAUACGCAUGGCCUUGGAGGAAUACUACAAAGCUCGUCUUAUAUCAGUGCAUUGUCAGGUGGUGCCUGGUUGCUAGGAUCGUUGGCAAUGCAAGAGUGGCCUUCGGUUCAGGAUGUCGUGAUGCAUAAUCCUAAUGAUCUUUGGAAUUUAACUUUCAGCAGGCAACUUGUUAAUCAGACUAGUCUACUUGGACUUAGUGUACCAUUAUUAACUGCAAAUUUGAGUGAAGCUUUGACUCAUUUAAAUCACUGGCAAGACGAUGAUGGCAAGGGAAUUGGAUACGAUUUGAUAUCCAAAAGUGAGGCAGGAUUCAACACAACCUUAACAGAUGCGUGGGCGAGAGCAUUAGCUUAUCAGCUAUCCACCGAAGGUAAGGAUGAUUAUGGAUCAUCUGCAACCUUUUCCGAUAUUAGAGAUAAGAAGAGUUUUGCAAACCAUGAAAUGCCGUUCCCUAUUUUAAAUGCUCUUGCAAGGCAACCAGACUCUAUUUUAUACGAUGAAAAUUCUACUGUCAUUGAGUUUAAUCCCUAUGAAAUGGGUUCAUUUGAUUCAUCCAUAAAUUCGUUUACUGAUAUUAAGUAUCUUGGAACUAACGUGAACAAUGGGGUUCCAGUAAAUGGUACAUGCAUUGAAGGCUUUGACAAUGCAGGCUUUAUUAUGGGUACUUCAUCCUCAUUAUUCAAUCAAUUUUUAAAUACGUUAGCCUGUGAUGAUUGUACAACUUUGAAUUUCCUUUUAAAGCCAUUAGUGAAACGAGUAUUAACCAAAUUAUCCAGAUCCUACGAGGAUGUUGCACUUUACAAGCCAAAUCCAUUCUAUAGGUCUGAACAUGCCACUCCGGGAAAACUUAUCAAAAAUGAAUCUCUCUACCUCAUCGAUGGUGGAUUAGGUGGACAAACUAUUCCAUUAGCAACCAUGAUGACAAAGGAAAGAGCUAUGGAUGCGGUAUUUGCGUUUGAUAACGAUGCAUGGUCAAAUGGAUCAUCAUUAGUGGCAACAUACGCAAGGCAAUUCUCUAACCAUGGUAAAUCACAAAUUUGCCCUUAUGUUCCUGACGAACAAAACUUUUUAUACCAAAAUUUAACAGCCAAACCAACAUUCUUUGGCUGCGACGCUUCCAACAUGACGGAUUUGGUAAAGGACGGAGUUAUUCCUCCCGUGGUCAUCUACAUAGCUAACAGACCUUUUGAGUACAUGACGAAUACUUCAACGUUCAAGAUGAUGUACACUGACAAGGAAAAGAAAGCCAUGGUGCAGAAUGGAUUUGAUACUGCAACCAGGGCCAACAUGACAAUUGACGAAGAAUGGGCUGCUUGUGUCGGCUGUGCAGUUAUCAGGCGUGAACAAGAAAGAAGGGGCUUGGAGCAAUCAGACCAAUGUAAAAAGUGCUUUAAAGACUACUGCUGGAACGGAGAUAGAGUAAUAUUCGAUCGUACCUACUAUACUCCAGUGAAUUUCACAAUGACUGGUAAAACAAAUGGAAGCAUGGACGUGGAUACGAUCCGUGAUCCUGAUUUGUUGACUGGUGUAUCAUCUCUCUUGAAGAAAAGAGACACAGGAGAUGUUCCGAUGCUUCUUUCGCCAGAAGAAGAUGAUGAUCAUACUGAAAAAAUUGUACCAAUAAUUCCUUAA
Debaryomyces hansenii CBS767 is the source of this 1998-nucleotide messenger RNA. RefSeq names its product Plb4.5p (gene PLB4.5). Lineage: Eukaryota; Fungi; Ascomycota; Pichiomycetes; Serinales; Debaryomycetaceae. Gene Ontology annotation, molecular function: A2-type glycerophospholipase activity. Gene Ontology annotation, cellular component: intracellular membrane-bounded organelle; extracellular region; plasma membrane. The transcript has a single exon. The coding region runs from base 1 to 1998 and encodes 665 amino acids. Gene Ontology annotation, biological process: glycerophospholipid catabolic process. The record is from RefSeq and is a predicted model, not a curated record.